Molecule: messenger RNA, 1422 nt
Organism: Pectinophora gossypiella (pink bollworm)
Lineage: Eukaryota; Metazoa; Arthropoda; Insecta; Lepidoptera; Gelechiidae
Gene: Rpt3
Product: 26S proteasome regulatory subunit 6B
Exons: 10
Coding region: 127-1374 (415 amino acids)
Biological process (GO): proteasome-mediated ubiquitin-dependent protein catabolic process
Cellular component (GO): proteasome regulatory particle, base subcomplex
Molecular function (GO): proteasome-activating activity; ATP hydrolysis activity; ATP binding
Source: RefSeq, a predicted model, not a curated record
ACAGAAAUGACGGCCGACUGACUGACGUUUGAUUUGGUUGCUUGCUUGUACAAAAUCUCAACUCAUCGCUUUCAUUCGUGGUCAUUGUGUAUUUUCAUAGUAAAUUCGUUAAACGACUAUAAUAACAUGGAUGAAAUUGGCAUUAUUCUACCGGAGAAAGAUGAUUUGGUCACUGACACCAAAGGGCUCUCAAUUACUGGACCACAAUCAUUUGAUGAACUGGAAUCAGAAGAUCUUUACACGAAAUAUAAGAAACUACAACGCAUGUUGGAAUUUCUGGAAGUGCAAGAAGAGUACAUUAAGGAUGAGCAGCGAAACCUGAAGAAGGAGUACUUGCACGCCCAGGAGGAAGUGAAGCGCAUCCAGUCGGUGCCUCUUGUCAUCGGACAGUUCCUUGAAGCCGUUGACCAGAACACCGGCAUCGUUGGCAGCACAACGGGCUCAAACUACUAUGUGCGUAUCCUGUCAACAAUUGACCGAGAGCUGCUAAAACCAUCUGCAUCAGUUGCGUUGCACAAACAUUCUAAUGCCCUGGUGGACGUGCUCCCACCUGAAGCUGACAGUUCCAUCUCUAUGUUACAAGCAGACGAGAAACCCGACGUGCAGUACUCAGACAUCGGUGGCAUGGAUACUCAGAAGCAGGAAAUCAGGGAAGCGGUGGAACUACCCCUGACUCAUGUGGAGCUGUACAGACAGAUCGGUAUCGAGCCUCCACGCGGGGUGCUCAUGUACGGCCCACCUGGCUGCGGCAAGACCAUGCUGGCCAAGGCAGUCGCACACCAUACCACUGCGGCGUUCAUUCGCGUUGUGGGGUCGGAGUUCGUGCAGAAGUACUUGGGCGAGGGCCCGCGCAUGGUGCGCGACGUGUUCCGCCUCGCCAAGGAGAACAGCCCCGCCAUCAUCUUCAUCGACGAGAUCGACGCCAUCGCCACCAAACGGUUUGACGCACAAACAGGCGCUGACAGAGAGGUUCAGAGAAUCCUGCUUGAGUUGCUCAAUCAAAUGGACGGUUUCGACCAAACCACUAACGUAAAAGUGAUCAUGGCGACGAAUCGUGCCGACACCUUGGACCCUGCCCUGCUCAGACCUGGUAGACUAGACAGGAAGAUCGAGUUCCCGUUGCCUGACAGGCGUCAAAAGCGCUUGAUCUUCUCAACGAUCACGGCCAAGAUGAACCUAUCAGAAGAGGUGGACCUGGAGGAGUUCGUGGCGCGGCCGGACCGCGUCUCCGGCGCCGACAUCAACGCCAUCUGCCAAGAAGCCGGCAUGCACGCUGUCAGAGAGAACAGAUAUAUCGUGCUCCCCAAGGACUUCGAAAAGGGAUACAAGAACAAUAUCAAGAAGGAUGAGAGUGAAUACGAGUUCUAUAAAUAAUUCUCCAUGUAUUUGUAUUAUUAACUGUCUGCAACUUAAUUAAAUAAA